AGUUCUUGCCUUAACAGCAGCGGUCCUUCUUCGCAUGUACCAACUCCUAUAGUCGUUACUCGCCGCCAUCGCUCUGUCACCGCCGGACGCGCGCGAACCCUCAAGCGCAACCAUGAAUCCAUACACAAAUGGACCACUCACCUCCUGAAAAUCGCGGCCAAAGGAGACAAAGCCCCGGCUCAGGGAUACCAGUUUGCUACUACCCGAAGAGGAGCAGAGGAACGGUUACUUGCCGCCAUAGCACGCUCCGCGCGGCUGCAAGAGAACUCCGCGUUCGCCUCCAUGGAGAAGGCUCAAUUCACCACUGGCCGGGUCGACGAUGCCGCCAUCGAGCCUGAUAGUAACACGAAUACGAUGUCUUUGGAUCCUGGGACGUUCGUCGAAAUGCGAAGGAAUGGAAUUGUCACUCAUGGCGUCGUCCUUUUCGAAACCGUACUGAACCACAAAGUCACGACAAUGAGUCUUACGAUGGAUGGUGAUCUAUGGCCUCAUCUUCCUGCAGAUGUCUUUUUCGCCGUGCCUGGGUUCAUAUCUGCCAACAUGGCUGCGCGAUGUGGCUGGCAACGUAUCGCGGAAAACGCCGUGCAGAACAACGCUCGCGUCGAGGUUCUUCGACGCAUACGCGAGAUUGGUAUAGCCGUAGAGCGGCUCUCGCACUCGAUCAACAUCCCGAUAUCCGGAAUAUACGACCAAUUGAAGUCCUCCGACCCGGAAGGCUGGGUCGAGGUUUCCUUGAUGCAAGUGGUGGAUAUGAUCGAGACGAGACAGGUUUCUCGGAUGCUGAAGAUCUUCGCCGUCCAUAAGCAACUCUUCUCGCGGCCGGCCCAUUUCGUCGCUGUCCACCAAACCUAUCUCACCCAGCAGAUGUUCCAACUGCGACCUCAGGCACAUAUCAGUCGUCUCAGCACUGUCGGCUACAUUGUCAGAAAUCAUGGGAAGGCGUUGGAUGAUUUUGCUGCCAAGGCUCGGCGAAUCAUAACGGCUUCACGGGAACGAGCUGCCGAGUCAUGGGAAGAAGAGCCCAGUCUAUCGACUACGCCCUCUCAUGGAUUACCCAGCUUCAACGAGACAGAUCGACUCAUCAUCCAGGUCGUGCUCGAGUCACUUCGUGAGGCAAGAUCCGUCCAGGAAGACCCUUAUGCCGUCCCUGUCGCCGGCAUUCUUCGCAAAGUCGGGAUGUACGACGCAAAGGUUGAUGACUCCCUGAUACAUCGAUUGCUUGUCGAUCUCGGUGUCCUCUCUCCAUGGCAGGAUCUCACGGAGCGUGCUUUGCAGCUUGAGGCAGCGGGCCGAGGACUAUCUAUAGCGGAACCACCGAAAGACGAGAUGAUACGCCGAAGUUUGGAUGCAGUCGCUCUUCCCGGAAACGCGGAACGAGCGUUGGGACCCGAGGAUCUCUAUCGUGUCGAUCCUCUCGAUUCAUUACGCCACGAUUUUGGUGACAUGCCCGCGUACGUUAUCGACGAUGCCGAUGCGAAAGAGCUGGACGACAGCAUAUCCUUCGAGGCCAUCCCCACCGAGCCCGGAUCCGCAUGGAUACACGUUCAUAUCGCAGACCCGACGUCGAUUCUCCCACCUGGCCAUAUCCUUGCGCGCAGAGCGCGGGAGCAAGGCAGCACGGUAUACUUUAAUCAUGCUACGUGGCCUAUGCUUCCACUCGCCCUUAUUGAGAACCGUCUCAGCUUAGGCAGCUUACAAGGGCGGCCUCAAUCCGUCCUCUCGUUCAGUUUCAAGGUCGACGAGAAAGGCGCACUGACGGAACACAGAGUUCGCCCUGGGCUCGUUCGGAACAUGAUCAUCACUCAGUAUGACGCUGUAGACAAGAUGCUUGGACUGCAGACGAUUCCUAUUUUAUAUCCCUUUGGCCAACCGGAAUUGUCCCCCUCUCCUGAGUUGUGCGCAUCACUAUCUCUAGAACACAUACAUAAUCUCCGCUCUCUCUACGAUGUCUCUCGCAGGCUUUUCAAAGCUAGGCUCGCUUUGCCAACGUUCACAUUUGGCAACCCUUCGGCACGGGUGUCUCUUCUGACGAAACCAAUCCCCUCCGGACCCACGCCUGAUCAGUGGCCAGCUUCAUACCGUGGUUUUCCCUCCAUGGCUUUCUCCGUUCACAAACCCGAACACCUUGAAAUGGGCGCGAGGUCCAUGGUUUCCGAGAUGAUGAAGGCCGCGAACAGGGUAGCAUCCCGGUUUUGUCUCGAACGAAACAUCCCUAUCCUGCGACGCGCUUGCGGCCAGGUCUUGACCUUCUCGGACGAGGAUUUUGCUCGCCUCCUGCAAUCAAAGAACGAGUUAGGCAUGGCCGACCACCGGGAGGUGGUGAAAGUCGGGGCUUCGAAUCCUCCAUCGACGUUCACAACCCGUCCGGAAGAACACUGGACACUCGGCGUACCUGCAGGCGAAGGGUACUGUUGGGUCACUUCUCCACUACGGCGAUACAUAGACCUCUUAGGGCAUUGGCAAAUCAAACAUGCUAUCCUUCAUCCGGACGGAGGACCUCUCUUCGAGACAGAGACUUUGGAGGAGAUUGGCCGCGAGCAGGAGGUGACGUUGCGCCGACUCAGGUUGAAAGGCAGGGCGCAUCAGCUCGCGUGGGUCGCACUGUACCUCGAUCGGGCGCUUCAUACGCCCCGGAAGAACGAGAAUCUCGCCCAAGGCUUCGCCUCGCAAGAUAUGGUAGCAUAUCCUAUAUCGGACAUGACCAGAAACAUUCAAUCGGGCAGUUGGGCGUGCAAGGCAGUAGUCCCUGCGUUAGGUCUCACAGGCUCUUUGGAUGUUGACAACGACCAAGACUCCGAUGUCCGGCUUGGGGAACCGAUCCCUGUCCAUAUAGCAGGCAUCAAGCAUGGUAUCCGAUCAUCUAUCACAUUCACCCGGUUGACGUAGUUAUCGUUCUCGUAGAUCCACAAUGUGCACUUUCCCUUUGUUUCACUCUAUCGUAUCUGUAUCAUACUAAUGAACAUCCUCG
Punctularia strigosozonata HHB-11173 SS5 is the source of this 2968-nucleotide messenger RNA. RefSeq names its product RNB-domain-containing protein. Bases 283 to 2886 code for a protein of 867 amino acids. The transcript is spliced from 2 exons. Gene Ontology annotation, molecular function: 3'-5'-RNA exonuclease activity; RNA binding. NCBI's taxonomy places the organism in Eukaryota, Fungi, Basidiomycota, Agaricomycetes, Corticiales, Punctulariaceae. Gene Ontology annotation, biological process: mRNA catabolic process. The record is from RefSeq and is a predicted model, not a curated record. Gene Ontology annotation, cellular component: P-body; exosome (RNase complex).